Messenger RNA from Capsella rubella, 1147 nucleotides. RefSeq lists its product as uncharacterized. Lineage: Eukaryota; Viridiplantae; Streptophyta; Magnoliopsida; Brassicales; Brassicaceae. Bases 40 to 918 code for a protein of 292 amino acids. The record is from RefSeq and is a predicted model, not a curated record. The transcript has 8 exons. Gene Ontology annotation, molecular function: acyltransferase activity, transferring groups other than amino-acyl groups.
AACAUUCUCAGGUCAAAGUUGCUUCUCGCUACGGCCGCGAUGUCGACGGUUUCGAUUCAUCGGAACGAGCUGCUUCGAAUCACACACGGUCGAUCUCGAAUAUUCCGGCAGAGAUUUCGUAGAACUAUCCCUCUUUGGAAAUUAACGAUUAAUUCGAGAUCUUCUGAUACGUCUAAGAAGGAAGAGCUUUCUGUGAAGAUUUCGAAUUCGCCUAUGAAGAUUCCUCCUCAAGUUGAACAAAUCAGACCUGAAGGUUUGAGAUUCGAUCGUUUGCAACCUUCUGAGUUAGAGUUUGGUCAGGAAGAUAGAUUCGAAUUUGGUAAAUUCGUAGCUAGAGAAGCGAUGCUUGAUGAAGAGUAUUGGACUGCAGCUUGGCUUCGUGCAGAGAGUCAUUGGGAAGAUCGUUCCAGUGAAAGAUAUGUUGAUAACUACAAAAGGAAAUUUGCAGAACAGGAGUUCAAUGCCAUAAAACGAAGAUGUAAAGGGAUGCAAGGGCAAAAAUGUUCCUGUAUUGUUGCGGUAAAGAAGGAAGAGAAGCAUAUUAAACGUUCAGUAAUCAAAAGUGUAGUUGGGACGCUUGAUUUGAGCUUUCGGUUUUUCUUGCAUGGAGAGACCUUUCCUGGGGAAAAGGUGAAGUCUCAAUUAUUCUGCAGCAUAAACCGGGAAGGAUCAAUUAGGUAUGGUUAUAUUGCUAAUCUAUGUGUUGCGAAAUCAGCUCGCCGCCAGGGCAUUGCUUGCAACAUGUUACGUUUCGCUGUCGAAUCAGCCAGAUUGAGUGGAGUUGAACAAGUAUAUGUUCAUGUACAUAAAAACAAUUCAGUUGCUCAGGAGUUAUACCAGAAGACCGGUUUCGAGAUCGUCGAAACAGGUAAAUCUGAAUCAUUAGAUGAUACAUACUUGCUCCAGUACACAAGAUAACACACAAGAAACGAUCUUGGUUCUCUCUGCCUUUACUCGAUUGUUUUUGUUUUGGAGAAUCGGAGAGAAGAAUCAAGACACAUAAGAUUGAUUGUUAAUGCAUUUGUUUGUUGUGUAAAAGUAUAGUGAAAUGUGUCUCUUAAGCUGUUAUGUAAACUUGUAAAAGUAUAGUCUAUUGUCUUAAGUUUCAUGUAACAAUUGCAUUCAUUCAAUAUAUGAAUUUGAAGUA